This is a messenger RNA of Helianthus annuus (common sunflower), 1003 nucleotides long. RefSeq lists its product as uncharacterized. Lineage: Eukaryota; Viridiplantae; Streptophyta; Magnoliopsida; Asterales; Asteraceae. The transcript is spliced from 2 exons. The record is from RefSeq and is a predicted model, not a curated record. Gene Ontology annotation, molecular function: zinc ion binding. Bases 248 to 1003 code for a protein of 251 amino acids.
AGCGCAAAGGCAUGAGCACCGAAAAAACGAUCAUGACACUCGAUACACCAACCCUGGAGAGUGGAGUGAUUUUGUUCUCGAGAAGCAAGCAGCUCAAAUAUAUACUAGAACUUUAUUUUUGGAUGUUCAACUCGAGAUUCAACAUGCUAUUCAUCGUUGUACGAGUGUCAGAUUAGAUCACGUCGGUGAUUUCAUUAAGUUUUUUAUAAAGGAUCUCGAUCAGCCAUGUUCUUCGUUCUUCGAGGUUAUGAUACGCGAGGAGGAUGUUACUGUUAAGUGUAUCUGCAACAGGUUUGAGCAGUUUGGGCUGUUGUGUAGUCACAUUUUUUGCGUGUUACGGAUUCUUGAUAUAAGGGAGUUUCCUAAACAAUAUAUAUUGAGGCGUUGGACGCGUGAAGCUGUUCCAAAUAGUUCCCCCGGGUCCAUUCUUACGGAUGGUGGAGAUCCAGAUCGUAGUGACGAGGUUAACCGGUGUGUUCGGGAGAUUAGUCACGCAACGGAGUAUGUCGUGAACAAGUUGAUUUCAAAAUUUGAUAAGUUGUCUGAUUUUCGAGACCAUAUCAAGCAGUUUAUGUCAGUCGCGGAUGAAGCUCAAAUAAAUGCACCUCCCAAGACACGACGUAAUCGAUUUGCUGAACUGCUAGGAGUUGCUCCAGAGAGCACGGCCACUAUCCGUGUUCCAGUUGGUACCAGGUUCAAGGGCUGUGGUUCUCAUAAACGCCUUAAAUCUCAAAAGGAGCGAGCCAUAAGUCAGUCUGGAAGUAAACGUCGUCAAUGUUCAUUAUGUAAAAAAUACGGUCAUAACAGAGUAACGUGCUGGAAAUACACCGUGGCUGGGGCUGAGGCAGGUUCUUCCCGGAAUGCUGGAGGUAAUGAAGACACAAUUCCUGAAGGAGAUGCAGCUAUGGUUGUUCAAGGUGAUGGUACUGGAUUGAACGAUGAUGAUGAUGUGUUUUACACAUCUGGAAACGAUGCAGAUAUGGACGAUGAGGAGAUGGCAUAG